Morus notabilis is the source of this 534-nucleotide messenger RNA. RefSeq lists its product as uncharacterized. The record is from RefSeq and is a predicted model, not a curated record. Lineage: Eukaryota; Viridiplantae; Streptophyta; Magnoliopsida; Rosales; Moraceae. The coding region runs from base 1 to 534 and encodes 177 amino acids. The transcript has a single exon.
AUGGAAGAUUACGAUUUCAAUCGUCAGUACCACCCAAGAAAGGCUAAUGUUGUAGCAGAUGCUCUGAGUCGAAAAAGCCAUGGAGUCUUGGCUAGUUUGGCAUUUGAAGAUUGGAAUAGGUUAGCUACCAAUGAGAGUUUCAAUUUGCAGUGCUAUGAGGACAGUUACAAGGCAUGUGUCUUCAACAUUGUAGCAACUCCUACCUUGAUACAGCUAGUAAAGCAAGGGCAAUGGCAUGAUGAAGAACUUGGUGAAGUUUGGAACCAGCUUCAGAGUGGGGAACAAAUUGAGGGAUGGCAGAUAAUUCUAGAGGGAUUCCUCCUUCAGAAAGGGAAGCUUGUGGUUCCGAAUGAUCUUGAUCUCCGAGAUGCCGUGUUGUAUGAGGCUCACUGUUCUAAGUUUUCCAUUCACCCUGGGAGCACUAAAAUGUACAUGGACUUGAAAAGGCAAAACUGGUGGCGUGGAAUGAAACGUGACAUUGCCAAUUUUGUGGCUAAAUAUGCAAUAUGUAAACAGGUCAAAGCGAAUCAUUAG